Molecule: messenger RNA, 1564 nt
Organism: Myotis myotis
Lineage: Eukaryota; Metazoa; Chordata; Mammalia; Chiroptera; Vespertilionidae
Gene: RCVRN
Product: recoverin
Exons: 3
Coding region: 630-1244 (204 amino acids)
Molecular function (GO): calcium ion binding
Source: RefSeq, a predicted model, not a curated record
AAUUGCAAAUAGAGUGGGCGGUAUAGGCCUUGCUGAGGGGACAGUUCAGGAAGCCAGGAAGGAGGGGAGGGGCUCGGAGACGAGCGUUCAGGCAGAGAAAGGUUCCAAAACGUCACCUCAGGUCACACAGCUAAUAAAUUGCCAAGUUGGGAUUUGAGCCCAGGCGUUCUGCUGAGCUUGGCCCCUGCACCGAGGCUCAGUGAAAGAUGAGACCCUCUGAGUUAGGGGAGUUAGGGCGGGGGACAGGCUGGGACAUCCUGGCGCUGAGAGCUGGAGUUGGGGGUGGGGAGCGAUGAGCCAGGGGCAGCGGGCAAGACCUUGGCCCAAGGCUUGGGCCCUGAAGGGUCUGACCUCCACCUUGUCCUCCCAGAGGCCAGAAUGGACUCAGCACCUGCGGUCAGCUCUCUACUUUAAUCUCAGGGGGGUUCUGGGAGCUCGCCUGCCUCCCCUCCCAGGUCUGGGGCCCUCCUCCCUCCAAGUACUGGGGCGAACCUGCAGCAAAUCCUCCUAAUCCGCCGGGCUCUCCGUGGGUCUGUGUCCAGCGGCAGCCUGAGACCUCGCCGCUCCCUCCCACCCACGCACCCACCCACCCACGCGGCAGCAGCAGCGCCGGCCCAGCCGCCUCGCCCAUGGGGAACAGCAGGAGCGGGGCCCUGUCCCGGGAGAUCCUGGAGGAGCUGCAGCUGAGCACCCAGUUCACGCAGGAGGAGCUGUGCGCCUGGUACCAGUCCUUCCUCAGGGAGUGCCCGGGCGGCCGCAUCACGCGGCAGCAGUUCCAGGGCAUCUACGCCAAGUUCUUCCCGGACGCCGACCCCAAGGCCUACGCGGAGCACGUGUUCCGCAGCUUCGACGCCAACAGCGACGGCACCCUGGACUUCAAGGAGUACGUGGUCGCCCUGCACAUGACCACGGCCGGCCGGCCCAGCCAGAAGCUCGAGUGGGCCUUCUCGCUCUACGACGUGGACGGCAACGGGGCCAUCAGCAAGAGCGAAGUGCUGGAGAUCGUCAUGGCGAUAUUCAAGAUGAUCAAUCCCGAGGAUGCCAAGCACCUGCCAGACGACGAGAACACCCCUGAGAAGCGAGCCGACAAGAUCUGGGGCUUCUUUGGAAAGAAAGAUGACGAUAAACUUACAGAGGAAGAGUUCAUCGAGGGGACCUUGGCCAAUAAGGAAAUUCUACGGCUGAUCCAAUUUGAGCCUCAAAAAGUGAAGGAAAGGUUAAAGGAAAAGGAAAAGAACCCCUGAUGCCAACUGCUCAGCUCUCCUGCCUCCCCUUACCACUCACAUAAGCACACGAAUGCACACGCGUGCGCACACACACGCACACGUGCUCACAAACACACCCCAGCGGCCAAGAGAGAGGCCUCCAAACCCACAGCACAGCUCCCACCAAACGGAAGUGUCUUUAGCAUCUGCUGGUUCCUACUUCCCUGUCUUUAGAGCCCUCCCAUGACGCCGCCUCCCCACCCCUGCCCACCAGCCCAGGCCUCCCAUGAUAAUCCCAGGAUUAGGUCACAAGAGUCCUAAAUAUCACCCCUGUGUAAGCUCCUUUGUGGAUUGCUGGG